Molecule: messenger RNA, 2632 nt
Organism: Hippocampus comes (tiger tail seahorse)
Lineage: Eukaryota; Metazoa; Chordata; Actinopteri; Syngnathiformes; Syngnathidae
Product: alpha-2A adrenergic receptor-like
Exons: 1
Coding region: 1146-2246 (366 amino acids)
Biological process (GO): G protein-coupled receptor signaling pathway
Cellular component (GO): plasma membrane
Molecular function (GO): epinephrine binding; alpha2-adrenergic receptor activity
Source: RefSeq, a predicted model, not a curated record
UUUCCACAAAUACGUUGACGACGGAUCGUUUUUGAAAAUGUACGAAAAAUAAGAGUCCGUUUAGAAAUAAGAUAAGAAUAAGCCCUUCAAACCCUUUGACGAACUUGUAUCCACUUCCAAACCGUUUCAGGCUAGAGAUGCCCAAACAGGAUUAAAUUGAAUCCCCUAAAAUCUGAUUUUGAAUGGGUAUAUGACUUUAUGCAAAACAUUGAGAAGUAUUUGUCAUAUUUUAGUCAUUUGUGUAUCGGAUUAAUCUAUCUGUCCGUCCAAUUUCAUUCUUACUUGUCAUAAUUAGAGUCUUUAAUUUUCGGGGAGAGAAGCGGGGUUCCCCCUGGACUGGCCAUUAAGUCACUCGUAAACAAACAGCAAGUCACGCUCACAUUUAAGCCCACGGACAACCUAAACCCAAACAUUCAGGAAUCCGACAGAAAUAUGAAACCUGAUCUUCAGAACUGUGAGCCAGGUGUGCUAACCACGGCGUCACUCACUGCGCUUCCGCAGCUGAAUAACUACAAUAUUAAAAACUGCUCUGGCUGAAAUGCAAUACACUUUCACAUCGCAGUAAUAAGCACAUUGAUAAAUGAAUCGCAAUAAGAAUGGGCAUUUGGCUCAAUUUCCUAGAUCUACUAUGCGGCAAAUUAAGAAUGACUGUUAAAAUGAAGACUUGACUCACGUAAUUACUCUGUAUUAUUUUUGUAUUUUUUUUUUUUUAGUAGUAUUGGAUCUUGUUAGAGUCUCAUUGUGGUGACUAUAUAUAAAUAUUAAUCCAAUACAUCAAAAUGACUGCCAGUGCCAUUACUAGGUUUCAGAGUCUGGUAGCAGCCUCCAGAAGCAGGAGGAGCCCUCCCACCCUCGCUUGUAGCGUCACAUCCAUGUGGUAUAAAAAGAGUCCCUCUCCAGUCUACCACACCUGCUCAAAACAUCUGCUUGAACUCCAUCUGUGUGUCUUCUUUUAAAAGGUUAGUGCCUGAAUGAUUCAUUUGAAGCAUCUAUUUUUGAAGUGCUGAGAUAUGGAGGGGUAGGAACACAGUCGCAUUUUUUUGUCUUUUUUUUUUUUUUCUCAACUGAGAGAACUUGAACAAAAUGUCGACAGCUCCCACUGAUGCCGAGUGCAGCUAAUAGUCUUCAAUCCAAGACGAGUGUCAAUGGACUGCUUGAACUUGACCGAUGAGACCGCGGCGGCCCGGCACCCGUACACCGCUCAGACCUCGGCGCCUCUCACCCUCCUGGUGGGCGUCCUCAUCCUGCUUACCGUCUUUGGCAACGUCAUGGUGGUCAUCGCCGUGACCACCAGCCGUGCCCUCAGAGCCCCGCAGAACUUAUUCCUGCUUUCUCUGGCGUGUGCCGACAUCCUGGUGGCCACGUCGGUGAUGCCUUUCUCCCUGGCCAACGAACUGAUGGGUUACUGGUACUUUGGCAAGGUGUGGUGCGAAAUCUACCUGGCGCUGGACGUGUUUUUCUGCACUUCGUCCAUCGUCCACCUGUGCGCCAUAAGCCUGGACCGAUACUGGUCCAUCACUCGAGCCAUUGAGUACAACCUGAGAAGGACGCCGCACCGGAUCAAAUGCACCAUCUUCGUCGUUUGGUUGCUGGCGGCCAUUAUCUCCUUCCCACCGCUGAUCACCAUGAAGAAGGACAAGGGCCAAGAGGACCGACCGCAGUGUGAAAUCAACGACGAGAAGUGGUACAUUAUCUUCUCCAGCACCGCCUCCUUCUUCGCGCCCUGCGCCAUCAUGGUCCUGGUCUACGUGAGGAUCUACCAAGUGGCCAAGCUGAGGACAAGAACCCCGCCGGGUGAAAGGUCACGAGAAAACGGACGCCCGGAGCGUGAGGAAGGCGAGGCCAACGGGGAGUUCGGCGAUGACUCAUCAUCCGACGGCCACGAAAUAACCUUAUGCUCCCUGAAAAAGAGGCGGCCCGCCCGGAUGGCCAAUCCCGGAGAAGCCGCCCCAAAGUCGGAGGCCGACUCCAGCCGCUGGAAAGGAAGACAGCGCCGAGAGAAACGUUUCACUUUAGUGCUGGCCGUGGUGGUGGGAGUGUUCGUCCUGUGCUGGCUCCCCUUCUUCUUCACGUACACGCUCACGGCCGUGUGCGUGUGCUGCGUGCCCGAGACGCUCUUCAAAAUGUUCUUCUGGUUGGGAUACUGCAACAGCUCCCUCAACCCGGUCAUCUACACCAUAUUCAAUAACGACUUCCGCAGGUCCUUUAAAAAGAUCCUCUGCAGGAAAAGCCAGGUGGAUUUAUAAGAGGACUCAACUUGGAAGAUCAUUUGAUGGUGCAUGUUGAAAUGUAAACUCCUCAGUAUUUACUGAAUGUUACAUCGGUCGCCGUAACUCGGUUGAUGUGCCGUUGGUUCUGUCGCGCGCGUGUGUGUAUCUGUUACUAAAUAAGGGUACACGUUCCAAAACAUUCAAUAAUAUAUGCAAAACAUCUCUAUCAUGAUAUGUAUGUUAAUUAGAUAUCAGUCUUAUACUGUAUACACUUGGCAGGCAUACAUCACAUGCGCUCUUUUAUCUUAUCGUGAGGCAUGUGACAUUUUUUCGAACUUAGUAUGAAGUUCUAAAAUGCGGUUCAUCGCUUGGACAUUUACUGUUUGUUAUGGACUGUCAAUCAUCUUUUUAGCACAUUACAG